CCUUGCGGUUUGGAAUCUUACACUGCACAGCCUGAAGGCUCACUGGCCUCCCCAUUUACCCUUCCGGCAUACCCUCUGAGGGAAACAUCCUUGAAUGCGCCUACACCAUUUCCGUGUAUCCUGGCUACGGUGUGGAGAUCCGGGUCCAGAAUAUCAGCCUCGUGGAAGGAGAGACGAUCACCGUGGAGACCCUUGGAGGGGUGGAGCCUGUCGCCUUGGCCAAUGAGUCGUUCCUGAUGCGGGGGCAGGUCAUCCGGGGGCCAAACAACCAAGUGGUGGUUCGCUUCCAGAGCCCGGCACCUGCCAACCCCGGCACCUUCCAUUUCCAUUUUCAAGCCUACCUGCUGAGCUGCGCCUUCCCCACACGUCCAGCCUACGGCGACGUCUCUGUCACCAGCUUGCAUUCUGGGGGCAGCGCCUACUUCUCUUGCGCCACUGGCUACCAGCUCAUGGGUCCAGCCCGCCUAACCUGUCUCAACGCAACACGCCCCUUCUGGAGCAGCCAGGAGCCAACAUGUGUCGCCGCGUGUGGUGGGGUGAUCCGGAACGCCACCGUCGGACGCAUCGUCUCCCCAGGCUUCCCUGCCAGCUACAGCAACAACCUGACCUGCCAUUGGCUGCUGGAGGCACCACCAGGACAGCGGCUACACCUCCAUUUUGAGAAGGUUUCAUUGGCCGAAGACGAUGACAGGCUGAUCAUUCGGAACGGAAAUGACAUCGAAGCUCCCCCUGUGUAUGAUUCUUAUGAGGUGGAAUACUUGCCGAUCGAGGGGCUGGUCAGCACGGCACGCGGCUUCUUCAUUGAGCUGACCACAGACAGCAGCGGCGUAGCUGCUGGCAUGGCGUUGCGAUAUGAAGCCUUUGAACCGGGGCAUUGCUAUGAGCCGUUCGUCAAGUACGGGAACUUCACCACCAGCGAUGCAACCUACGCUCUGGGCGCCACCGUGGAGUUUGCCUGUGAGGCCGGCUACACUCUGGAGCAAGGCUCCGUCAUCAUCGAGUGCAUCGACCCCACCAACCCUCAAUGGAACGAGACUGAGCCGGCCUGCCGAGCUGUGUGCAGUGGGGAGAUCACGGAUGCAGCUGGCGUGGUGCUUUCUCCGAACUGGCCAGAGCCCUAUGGGAAGGGUCAGGAUUGCAUCUGGGGGUUGCACGUGGAAGAGGACAAGCGCAUCAUGCUGGAUAUCCAAGUGUUGCGCCUGGGCAAAGGGGACGUGCUGACCUUCUAUGACGGAGACGACUUGACCGCACGCAUCCUGGGCCAGUACUCCGGCCUCAACCGGCGCUUCAAGCUCUUCACCUCAACAGCUGACGUCACCAUCCAGUUUCAGUCUGACCCUGGCAGCAGCGGCCUGGGCUACCAGCAGGGAUUCAUUGUCCACUUUACAGAGGUACCCCGCAACGACACUUGCCCGGAGCUGCCGGAGAUCCCCAACGGCUGGAAGACUGUGUCCCACCCAGAACUGAUCCAUGGCACUGUGGUUACCUACCACUGCUACCCUGGCUAUGAAUUGGUGGGCACCGAGCUCCUGAUGUGCCACUGGGACUUGACCUGGAGUGGGGACCUGCCCUCUUGCCAGCGAGUGACCACGUGCCGGGACCCUGGAGAUGUGGAUCACAGCCGCCGCAUGGUCUCCAGCGGCAAAUUCCCUGUGGGCGCCACCAUCCAGUUCGUCUGUGACAAAGGCUACGCGCUGGCUGGGAGCGGUGUAAUCACCUGUCAUGACCGACAAGCCGGAGAUCCCAAGUGGAGCGAUCGUCUUCCCAAAUGCAUCCCGGAGGUGUACGAACCCUGCCUCAACCCUGGCGUCCCUGACCACGGAUCUCAGAACCCAGAGAAGAGAGUGUACCAGGCGGGCACACUGCUGCGGUUCUCCUGCACAGCAGGCUAUACACUGCUAGGUGAUGCCACCCUACGUUGCGUGCCAGGUCACCCUUCCCAAUGGAAUGGCACUCCACCUUUCUGCAAGACAACCUCCUCCAAGGAGUUCUACACCAAUCGCAACCUGGACGCUGUGGCAAAAAUGGCCCCCGCCGGAGACGUCCUGCAAGGCUCGAACGUGGCCUUUGCCAUCUUCCUGCCCGUGGCUGCUGUGGGAUUUCUCCUGGGCACCGUUUACCUGUACAUCUCCAGGCACCAAGGAAAACCGUCGCUGCAGCUGCCCCUGUCGGGUUCCCACCCCUACGAUCACAUCACCGUGGAUUCAGCCUUUGACAACCCUACCUAUGAAACCGGAGCUUUUUUCUCUCCAGGAGACGCAGGAGUAUGAAGUUUCCAUCUAGGGCGGUGCCACCCUCGAGGUGGGAGCCAGAGGGGCAGGCCCCGCUCCUGAUCCGUGCUGCCCUCCACCCUCUCCACGCGCCAACGACUGACUCGGAGGUCGGCUGACCACCUGCAGUGGCAAGGACCAGUGAAGACCUCCCACCCAUCCCUCAAGACGGACCUUCUGGGGAGACAAAUUAGAACUUGAUACCAGCAGCUGGUGGCAGCCCUAGCCCUUUUUGUCUCCGAGACUUCCCCCCUUUCAGUCCUAGCUCCAAUAUGGGGUCAGCUCUGUGCCCGGUGCGGCAGAUUUCCCUCGUGUGCUUCCACUCGCAUCUCACCCACUGUUUCCUUUGGAACUCUCGACAGCAUCCCGAUCAGCUACUACCUGGCAGAAGCGUACUGGGGGAUAUGGCACCCGGGGCAACACCUGCUCCAGGCGCCCCUCUCCCCAAAGGAGCAUCCAGGCCCCCAUGUGAUCUAAUGGGGCGCCUGGGGACAAUUGUCCCCCUUGUCCCCCUGGCAGAUACGCCACUGCCGCCUAGUCCCUGCUUCCUCUCUGCCGAACCACCCUUCAAGGCCUCUCCCCCCUUGGCCCAAAGGCUUUCCUGAGUCCAGAGACUUCUGAACUUGUACAGGGAAGAAGCUUCAGGAUCAGGACACUUCCCCAGGUGGGAGUUUGCUGACAACCUGCAACUCGAGCCAGUUGCUUACUCCCUUGUUCUCUUAGCCCACGACGGCCCACCUUGGAACCCCAUGCUGAAUUAGAUUGCCCACCAAGCACGGAAGGUCUUGCGCAAGCAAAAAACAAUAAUGGUAGUGUGGAGGAAUGUGGUUAAGAGCAGGCGCACUCUAAUCUGGAGAACCGGGUUUGAUUCCCCACUCUGCCGCUUGAGCUGUGGAGGCUUAUCUGGUGAACCAGAUUAGUUUGUGCACUCCCACACAUGC
Messenger RNA from Sphaerodactylus townsendi, 3211 nucleotides. RefSeq names its product seizure related 6 homolog (gene SEZ6). NCBI's taxonomy places the organism in Eukaryota, Metazoa, Chordata, Lepidosauria, Squamata, Sphaerodactylidae. The record is from RefSeq and is a predicted model, not a curated record. Bases 237 to 2270 code for a protein of 677 amino acids. The transcript has 15 exons. Gene Ontology annotation, biological process: synapse maturation; regulation of dendrite development. Gene Ontology annotation, cellular component: endoplasmic reticulum; neuronal cell body; dendritic spine.